Hypomesus transpacificus is the source of this 2631-nucleotide messenger RNA. RefSeq names its product reversion-inducing-cysteine-rich protein with kazal motifs (gene reck). The record is from RefSeq and is a predicted model, not a curated record. Gene Ontology annotation, biological process: blood vessel maturation; sprouting angiogenesis; extracellular matrix organization. Gene Ontology annotation, molecular function: protein binding; metalloendopeptidase inhibitor activity. Gene Ontology annotation, cellular component: plasma membrane. Lineage: Eukaryota; Metazoa; Chordata; Actinopteri; Osmeriformes; Osmeridae.
AUGGCCCUCACAGUUCUGGACAAGGCUGGAUCUGUGUUGAGCUUCCGACUGAGCCAUGCCAAGCCUGAGUCCACACGGUCGGGUCUCACGAGGGACACAACAUCAUGUGUUGCCACGGAAGGAUUCAAAGAAACGUGUGACGGCAAGCGAGCGGAGUCUGCGUCGCGCGGGCUCGCCCGUGGACGCGUGCGUGUUUCUCCAGGCAUUUGUGUUGACGUGCGUGUGUGCGUAUGCGUGUCUCCAGAUCACGGGACGUCCUUCAGGGUGGACUGCCACCCCUGCUCCUGCUUCGCCGGGGAGGUGGUCUGCUCCACGCGCCAGUGCCUCAGCGCAGACAGCUCCAACGAGGACCGCCAGAGCUUCACCGGUCUGCCGUGCGGCUGCCAGGACCGCUUCGUCCCUGUGUGUGCCAAUAACGGACGCACCUACCCCAGCGCGUGUGUGGCGCGCUGCGUCGGCUUCAAGGACCACCAGUUUUUGUUUGGCCGUUGCCGUGGCAACGACCCCUGCUCCCCGAACCCCUGUCAGAGGAACCAGAGGUGCAUCCCUAACAGGCGUGUGUGCCUCAGUGACAUGCUGGCCGCGCCCUGUCACCAGUACGAGUGCGUGGCCCGCACCACCGCCUGUGACAAGACCCACCUGGACCCCGCCUGCGACAAGGACGGCAACCCACACACCAACCUGUGCCAACUGUACCAGAUGGGGAAGACCCUGGCCUACAUGGGCCAGUGUCAGGAUGCCUGUAGGAAGCCCCAGCCUGUGUGCGGCCACAACGGCGAGACGUACAACACGGUCUGCGAGGCCUUCUCCGACCGCGUCGCCGUCGACUACGAGGGCCCGUGCAACGCCGUGGGGGUGGUGUCCGAGUUUGUGUCCGACUCGGGGUGCAACAUGACCCCCUGCCCCCCCCUCUCCACUCCGGGCUGCACUGCCGUCAUGCCCCCAGGUGCCUGCUGCCCUCUGUGUGCCGGCAUGCUGCAGAUCCUCUGGAGCAGCUUGCAGAUGGACGUCUUCGCUAAACUGAACCGGGACCAGCCAGUGAGCGUGCACGACGUGCUGCGGGUGCUGCGGCUGCACGUGUCCGUUCCGCAGUGCGACAUCUUCGGCUACCUGAGCAUCGACUCGCAGCUCGUCGUCCUCAUCGUCCCCGUGGAUCAACAGCCCACGCCGCUGCAGAUUGAAGCCUGCAGCAAGGAGGCGGAGAAGAUCGACGCACUCAUCAACUACGGCAGCCCCACCCUCGUAUCCCACGUCCCCCUCUCCGCCUUCCUCACCUCCGAGGUCAAGACCUCCGCCGUAAUCUCCGCCGGGGCACCCAGGGCGGCCCCCUCCCCCCUGGCCCUAUGCCUGGCCCUGGGCCUGAUCCUCACUCUAGCCCCAGGCUCCAACUGGGCCUAGGCCACCGCCAACCCAGUCCCACCGGCCAGCCUCCCUUUCCAGGAAGCUGGUGGUGGAACUCAGGGCUCGGACUCGCUGGGUCUGUCCUGUGACAGGAACCCUGGAGAAGCUUUGAAGCUUUUGACAAUCAUCCCCAUGGACGCCGCGGCGUCAGCGUUGUAAAGAAUGGUGUCUGACAGGGAGAGAGUGAGCGGGAGAGAGAGUGAGCGGGAGGGAGAGAGAGAGUGAGCGGGAGAGAGAGAGAGUGGGGAAAGACAGCAGCCGGGCUCGUCCCCUAACUCAGCCGUUAGACCCACUGAGGACUCGGUCAUUAAUCUCAUUUCCAGCAGGUGUGGACGUGGGGGUUGUGCUUUCAACUCCCUUCUGCUCUCCACCUCCAUGCAUGUGUGUGUGUGUUUGUCUGUGUGUAUGAGUGUGUGUGAGUGUGUGUGUAUGAGUGUGAAGAGUGUCACAUAAGUAGGUGCCUGGUGGUUUAGUUAAGUCGUUUGUGUGACUGAUGGACUCAAAGUCUGACAUUUGACGGUGUCUCAGAGGUCCAAUUACCUCUUUUACACACCCACAAACACACACACACACACACACAGGUACACAAUCGCAAACGCACGCACCUACGCAAAACAAAUCAUCUGUAAAUUCGAGGAGGUGGAUGGCUACAGAGACUGAACGACACCACACACCUACACACACAGACGAACCCGGUUCACCCUCUCAUUUCAGCCCUGUCGAUGGUCUAACUAUAGUGGAGACUGUCAUCCCUGCUCCGACAGUCAAUAAAAGGGAUCCAGGAUGUUCCUCUGACUGUAGAUAAGAGGAUGAAGGAACAGCAGCCAUGUUCAAAACGACAAUCAACCCCAGUCUGUCCUACCUGCCCUUGGCCUCAGCCCAUCCACAGAAAGCCUUGCAUAUAGUUUUCUAAUAUGAAGUAAUACAAUGCAAUAACUUUAUAAUGUCGAUAAGAAUGAUGAAAUGUUCUAUAUUUGAUAUGUAUCUGAAAAGAAGAAAAAGAGUGGAUGGAGAUAUGAUCAUCUGUGCCAUUUUUUUUAUUAUCUCUGUGUCCUUUUAUUCAUUGCAUGAUGACAAUUAUGAAGCCUUUUACUCCAGAAUGUAAUGUAUUCAACGUUGUGCCGUCCUAAUGCGUUGUCACCGGUAUUCCUAACACCCCACCCCAUCACCCUCCACCCCAUCACCCUCCACCCUCCACCCUCCACCCCAUCACCCUCCCCCCUCCACCCC